This is a messenger RNA of Cyprinodon variegatus (sheepshead minnow), 1200 nucleotides long. It is a transcript of the gene polr3g, whose product is annotated as polymerase (RNA) III (DNA directed) polypeptide G (32kD). Lineage: Eukaryota; Metazoa; Chordata; Actinopteri; Cyprinodontiformes; Cyprinodontidae. Gene Ontology annotation, biological process: transcription by RNA polymerase III. The transcript is spliced from 8 exons. Gene Ontology annotation, cellular component: RNA polymerase III complex. The record is from RefSeq and is a predicted model, not a curated record. Bases 214 to 855 code for a protein of 213 amino acids.
CAAGAAAAGUCAUAUCUAUUUUAUUAAGAAUUGACAUUUCUUUCAUUAUUUUUUCAAUAUUAAUUUAAUUUUAAAAAUAAAUUAAACUGGACUGAAAACGUGGAGGAGACUCAGCAGCACAUAAAUGCUGCUGUCUGUCGGUGACACAAACAUCUAGUUUGUAAAUCUAUACAAAAGGAGUUCUCCAAUAGUACAGGACAGCAGCCUGCAGCCAUGGCAGGCAAGGGUCGUGGGAUGGCUGCCUUUACCUUCAACAUAGAGGCCCUGGGCAUCGGCAGAGGAAGCAUGCCAGAGGCCAGGGUGGGGCCCAGCCCGCUCUAUCCAAGCACUGACUUUAAACCAGUUCCACUGAAAGUCGGUGAAGAUGAAGACUACAUGCUGGCCCUGAAGCAGGAAAUGAGAGGGACGAUGCAACGGCUGCCUCACAACAUCAAACUUCAGUCCAACAAAGCAGAUGUGGAGAAAUACUCUGAGAGAUACCUAAAGCAGAGCCAGUCGGAACAUGAGGGAUGGACUCCAGACUGGAACCUUUUUCCAAAAGAACUGAUGCCCCGAGUUAAAAAACCUCGAACUAAAGGCGCAAAGAAUAAGAAGAAUGUGAAAAGUUCAGGCAAGGAGGCGGCGGACGUUUUAAGCAAAUUAGACGAACUGGAGAAGAAAGAUGACGGAAAUGCUGAAAAGUCAGACGAUGAAGAAAAGAAAACCACAAACGAGGAUGAAGAAGAAAUAGAGGAGGAAGAGUACGAGGAGGAAGACGUUGAAGAGGACAAUGACUACAUUGAGAGUUAUUUUGACAACGGAGAAGAUUUUGGGGCCGACAGUGACGACAAUAUGGAUGGUGAAGCUACAUAUUGAAACAGCAGGACUCCAACUGGAACAUAGUGGCUAUGAGUUAAAUGUUUCAUAUUAAUGCAUUAUUUUCUAGAUUUUCUUUGAACAUCACUGUAAAUAAGAAUGACUUAAAAUCAACAGAAGAAUGUAUUGAAAAUAUAUUUAUUUAUUCUCCACGCUGGACCACAGUUUAAAGGCACAUACUGUCAAUUAUGCUUUGCUAAAGAAAAUCCAAGUAACACUGAUUGAAUAAAAGGGCUAUGCAAAAAGAUUUUAAAUGUUUCAUCAAACUCUUACUUUCAAUGGGAAUAACAGGGUGGUUCAUUAUAGCUAUCUAAAAGAGUCAGUCAUCAAAUACUGAUAGUGUAA